AUGUAAGAAAUCGCUCUUCUUUUAGCAAAGAAUAGCGUACAGAUAGCUAUAUUUUUAUAUUUCCAUAGAGACAAUGGAUUUGACACUAUAAGUUCUAUAAAUUUCAUGACAUUUUUUUUGAUUUUGAUGUCAUAUUUUUGCAAAUAACAAUUAGCAAGAGCUUUCAAUUCACAAAUGCUUGAUUCUUAAAUGUUGUUAAGAAUUGUGUUAACUGUAAUCGUUACUUUGCUUAAUCAGACAUUCUUCGUUUAUAAUUUGAUAACAUAUACUUUCUUAGUACACGAUUUAGCUGAUCAUAUUUUUACUAUUUGUGAAUACUAUUAUAAAAAGCACAAUGAAGCAGAUUUGAUGAUCAUUCCAAAUUAUAAGAGCAGCUUCCUCAGCAUAGUUUAGAUUAUUAUCGCAUUUGUAGUUUUUGUUAAAGAUGUCGGGACAAAGGAACUAUUCAUUGCCAUUACUUUAGCAUUUUUAGAAAUAGCAACUAAAUUGGGAAGAACUCAAUUACUACAGCUCACUAGAGUAGAUACAAAAGCAUUUGACGGAAUUACAAUCUCACUCUGUGUUUUAGUUCAUUUAGUUAUUGCUAUAAUUAGAACCAUUUAUUAUGGCAAAUUCUAAUUGUUGUCUGAAAGUAGUAAAGCAGAAAAUCCAUUUUAAGACUUUGGCCAUCUUUUAAUAUUCAUGCUGAUUUCAAUAGUUUUUUCAUACUUUACUAAUGAAGGCUUAAAGGGUCAAUUGCAUUUGUAAAAGAGAAAUAGAUAUUAAUCAGCAAUUUUAUGGGUUCUUUUGGUUAUUAACAAACUUGUUAUUGAAUCAAAAGAUAUGGAAUGGAACACACAAUCUUUGAUUAUUAUUUAUGGCAUAUUAGCUCUUUGCGAACUCAUUAAUAUGGAAAGCCCAAAAAUUAAUCACUUGAUUGUAUCUUCUGAUUAAAAUAUAAUUAUGGGAAAUGUAGUUUUAAACUCCUCAAAUUUCUAAGGAGUAGAGAUGUACGACAAAGUAUCCUUAAGCAACUUUAUAUAACAUAUAAGGAGAAAUCAGGAUAGUAAAAAGCUUAUUUUUAUGCUCUCCUUUAACUUCUCAUUUAUGUUUGUAGAGCUAAUCUACGGCCUUUUGUCUAACUCUCUCAGUUUAAUCUCUGAUUCUGCUCACAUGCUUUUUGACUCAAGUGCACUUGCAAUUGGUUUGUAUGCUUCUUUUAUGUCAAAACUAAAACCUUCCCCAACGUACUCUUUUGGAUUUGAAAGAUUCUCAACUUUAUCAGGAUUCAUUAAUGGAUUAUUUUUAAUUGUUGUUGCCUUUGAUAUUUUUACUGAAUCAAUUGAAAGAAUAUAUUCUCCUUAAAAGGUUUUGUUUGAUAAGAUGAUGGUUGUUAGUGUAAUAGGUCUUAUUAUCAAUUUAGUAGGGUUAUGCUUCUUCCAUGAGCAUGCUCACGCUCAUGGUGGCGAUGAUGAUGAAGGUGGUGGAUGUCCUCAUUCUCAUUCUCACAAAAAAACACAAAACUAAACAAAAACUACUUGUUCCACUCUCCCAAAUACUAAAAAAAACACAUCAGCAAGUCAACACUCUCAUAAGGAAGAAGGUUGCCAUGAUCAUGAGCAUAACCACGACCAUGAUCACGAUCACCAUCAUCAUGACCACGAUCACGAUCACCACCAUCAUGACCAUGACCAUGAUCACGAUCAUGAGCAUAACCACGAUCACGAUCAUGAUCAUCACCACGACCAUGAACAUGAACAUGAUCAUUGUCAUGACCAUGAUCACGACCACAAUCAUGACCAUGAACACGAUCACAAUCACAAUCAUGAUCAUGGCCAUGAUCAUGGACAUAGCCACAGUCAUGGCGAAGGCCAUAAUGAAAAUUUAACUGGUGUUUUUCUUCACAUUUUAGCUGAUGCUUUAGGAAGUGUUGGUGUUAUUAUAUCAUCUAUUUUAAUAUACUAUUAUGGAUGGUAUAUUUCUGAUCCAAUUACAUCAUGUAUUAUUUCGAUAUUUAUCUUUAUCAGUGUCUUUCCUUUACUCAAAGGUUCGUUUACGACAUUACUUCAAGGAUAUAAUAUUAAGAAAUACCAUGUUUAACUCGAAGAAAUAAUAUAAAAGUUAAGUGGUCAUUAAGAUAUUGAGAGAUACAGUGAAAUUCACCUUUGGGCAUACACGUCAAAUAAUCUUGUUUUUACUGUGAAAGUUCACAUAAGAGACAUUAGAAAAAGAUUUAAAGUUCUUAAAGAAGUCAAAAAAAUAUUAAACUCUUAUAAGAAUAUUAAGUACUAAACCAUAGAAAUAAUUUGUGACAAGUAAGAAGAAUUAAGUGAAAUUAGCCAUUUUUCGUAAUCAAAUGCAGAAUAAGGAUUGCUAAGUGAAUAAAAUAGUAAUAUUAGAGGAAAAUCUAACAGCUAUUAAGAUAAUGAAGUAAAUUCAGACGAGGUUUAAUUAAUCUGA
Tetrahymena thermophila SB210 is the source of this 2439-nucleotide messenger RNA. Its product is annotated as cation diffusion facilitator family transporter. Gene Ontology annotation, biological process: intracellular zinc ion homeostasis; transmembrane transport; zinc ion transport. Gene Ontology annotation, cellular component: Golgi apparatus; membrane. The record is from RefSeq and is a predicted model, not a curated record. Gene Ontology annotation, molecular function: zinc ion transmembrane transporter activity. Lineage: Eukaryota; Ciliophora; Oligohymenophorea; Hymenostomatida; Tetrahymenidae. The transcript is spliced from 8 exons.